Nymphalis io (European peacock) is the source of this 3699-nucleotide messenger RNA. RefSeq lists its product as uncharacterized. The transcript is spliced from 15 exons. Gene Ontology annotation, molecular function: protein binding; ubiquitin-protein transferase activity. Lineage: Eukaryota; Metazoa; Arthropoda; Insecta; Lepidoptera; Nymphalidae. Gene Ontology annotation, biological process: protein ubiquitination; ribosomal large subunit assembly. Bases 1 to 3576 code for a protein of 1191 amino acids. The record is from RefSeq and is a predicted model, not a curated record. Gene Ontology annotation, cellular component: nucleolus.
AUGGAUAAAGUAGGUGAGCCCGUACUAAUCAGUACAUUGCGCUUGCGGCGCGGUGAAGUGACUUGUGUGGACACAGCGGGCGGGCGGCUUGUGGGCGGGAGCGGCGAUGGAACAUUACGGCUAUGGCGGUGGGCUCGCGAUGUCGCCUGGCUAGAGUUCGCGGAAUACCCUAGAGCGCAUAGAUAUGGUGUUACAGGUGUAAGUUUCUCUGCAUCUGGAAUCUUACUAGCUACAAUUGGUAUAGACGGUGCGGCUCGAAUAUGGAGCGCUUGUGACGCUCUUGUUGUGAGGCGUACACUUGCAGCACCAGACGCAGCGGCUGCGCGCUCUCUAGAGUGGGCGUCUAGCGACAGGCUCGUCGUUGGUCACGACGACGGCGGCGUUCGCGUGUGGAUGGUCCGGUCGGGGACAUUACUGGCUUAUAUACGUGCGCACGAAGGAGCGGUGUACGCUCUCACUGCGGUUGACAAUGUCGCACUAUUACUGACUGCCUGCACUGAAGGGGUUUUAAAAGUAUUUGAUUUUGAAGAAAUAAUUACACAUGGCCGAGAUGGUACUACGGGACCGUCGCCUUUACUGUGGGAGGAUGGCGCGCAUGAUUUGGGUGUACUAUGUGCUACCCAGUAUCUUAAGCGAGUGGCCACCGGGGGACACGAUGGGCGCGUUCGGAUCUGGCGCGUUGAAGGGACGGGACGAGAACGAACCGUCUUAGGGGACAUCAUAUUAAUAGGACACACAGCCGCUGUGACUGCGUUGCAUUGGGUCCGAGAUUUACUCGCCUCUGCGUCACUAGAUCGCACUGCGCGGCUAUGGGCUACGAACUCUGCUACUUGUAUUCGUGUUUUGCAUGCCCAUUCACGUUAUCUGACAUGCAUUACACUCGCGUCUGAUAUACGUUAUGUAGUGACAGGUUCUAAUGACAAAUCAAUACGUAUGUGGUCAUUAGGAGACUUUUCUGCACACGAUGAUCUAGAUCCGCCCUGUAACCCGCUUGCUCAUUUCGCUCUCGGUGAUCUGGAAGGUAUUGGCCCUGUAGAAGAGGCAGACGUAGAUGAAGUCGAAAAUAGUUUAGAGUGCACCAACGCUGUAGCGCGCUGCGUGAUCCGCGAGCCUCAUGCUUCCGCUAUCAAUUCAAUUGCUAUUUCUACCCAUAUGAUUGCAACUGCUUGCAGCGAUGGGUACGUUCGGGUCUUUAGAUAUCAUGAACACGAUAAGACGCUUCAACAAGAACUACAACUAUCGGCGAACUCGUAUCCAGUGAUGGCGGUCGAUUUCGGCGCGAAUGGGGCUUUGCUACUCAGUGGUGGACUUGAUGGAUGUGCAAGAGUUUGGGACGUUCAGACAGGUUGCGAACUAAUGGUUCUGUCAGUGGAAAGCUGCGGAAGUGACGGGGGCGGCGGAGUGCGCGACGUUCGUAUUUCUUCCCACCGCCCUCCUCUCCUGCUCGUAGCCAGCGACGACGGCCUCGCGGCGCUGUGGAGCAUCGACCCGCCCGGUCCAGAUCCUUUACAGUUUUGGGAAAUUGAAAAUGAAGUACUUACCAAUGAACGUAAAAUGACUAAGGAAGAGCAGAUGUGUGAAGAGAUCUAUAAAAAAACGACGGUCAGAAUAGAAUCUGGUAGAUAUCAAGUACAUAUACCUUUUAAAGAAAAUAUAGAACCAGUAGAGAAAUGUGGAAAAACUAAGGAAAUAGCAACAUCUAGAUUUCUACAAUUAGAAAGAAAAUUUAAGUACAAUAUAAAAUUGAAACAAGAAUAUUCAUCAGCUCCGUUCUUGGCUGUUCGCACUCUUUUCCAAGUCGCUGAAGAUGAAGAGCAAAGAUUUAUUUUGGCUGCAUCAAUAGUAAAAAAAGCGUUUUACAUGGACGACUUAAUGUGCGGCGCUAACGAUGUAUGUCAAGCUAUGGAAAUUUACAAACAAGUAAAUGGCUUACUGAAAUGCGCUGGGUUUGAAUUGCAGAAGUGGACGAGCAUUUGUAAUGAAGUAUUAGAUAAUAUUACGCAGAGUAACCCCAAAUUACAACCUUUUGAAAUUAAAUUUGAUAAAGUCAUUAAAAUACUGGGACUUUCAUGGGAUAGAAUAGAUGAUACGUUUAAAUUUUAUAUAAACUUACCUGACCUUAUAGAACCUAUAACAAAACGUACUAUUCUUUCCGAAGUGGCACGUCUAUUCGACCCUUUCGGAUGGUUAGCUCCAGUUAUAAUAAAGGCAAAAAUUAUUAUUCAAAGGUUAUGGCUCUGUACGUGCGGAUGGGACGAAGACGUUCCAAUUAAUCUGAAAGAGGAAUGGUUAGGUUAUAGACAACGACUACAAGAAUUGGAAAAAAUAAAAUUGGAGAGAUGGAUUUAUACUUACCCAGAAAUCAAGAGAGUUGAAUUACAUGGUUUCGCUGAUGCUUCCGUGGCUGCAUACGCUGCAGUUGUUUAUGUAAAGGUGUUCCAUAGGGAAAAUAUACAUGUAACUAUAUUGGAGAGUAAGACAAAGAUAGAGACUAAUACAACGGAUGAUGACACACUUCUGGAGGCGAUGGUCAACGGAAUAUUUACAUACAUUGCAACAGCGUCACAAGUGGCAAAAUACAGCUGCGUUUACUCAGGACUGGCCGCGGCGGCCACGUGCUGCGCGUGGGCCGCGGGCGGGCGCGCGCUGGCCGCGGGUGGCGCGGCGGGCGAGCUGCGCGUGCUCGCCGCGCCGCCUCGGCCGGCGCUGCUCUGCCAGAAGGCAGACGCUCACGACCUUGAGAUGAGCAUUAGUGAAAUGAGUAUCGAAGAAGGAUCACUGGAGCUGGCACAGACUCUGCCGGCGCACGGCGGAGCAGUGCAGUGUGUGCGGUGGGGACUCGGCAUUCAACGCGAGUCGGAGCUGACGCUUGCGACCGGCGGAGCUGACCGUUGGGCCCGCGUGUGGCGAGUGGCCGUGCAUGAUAUGAAGCUCGACGUGCAGGCCAUGGUGGCGGUACCGGCAGGUGCAGCAGGAGGUGCUGCAGCUGUUCGCUUGCUAGGUGAUGGUGAUGAGGCCUCGCUGGUUGUGGGCUCGCUAUCUGGUACCCUGGCAGUAUGGCAAUUACCCCCCAUAGAUUUAUUGCACGAUACGGAGAGUGCCGAGUGCAUAUAUAAUUUUAAAGGAUCAUCAGUAUCAGAGUCGGAAGCGGCUCGCUUGCUAGCAGCAGCUGGCGCCGCCGCAUUCACUGGAGCAAAGCUGCUGGACGAACCUUUGGACGAGUUGAUGCUUAGUUUCGGAUAUGGAGCGGACUCUAGUGAAGAGUCCAAUGAGCUAGCGGAGACUCGAGCCCGUCUUCUCCAUGAAAUACUUUGGCUGCGACGGGAGCCAUUGUCAUAUGAAUUGGAAGAUUCAGCUCCACACUUCUUGCGAUGUCCCCUGACCCAUGCAGUUCUUCGAGAACCUGCUCGAGCCUCUGAUGGGUUUACCUAUGAGCGACAGAAUAUUCUAGAUUGGAUUUUAGCUGCCGGAACAGUGCGCUCUCCGAUGUCCGGGCGACGACUGAGCAGCUUGCUCAUUGAACCAAACUACGGCGUGCGCAACCAGCUGCGACAGUUCUGUGCCUGGCGGCCGUAGUGCGUGCUCUGCCGACAGGAGAGCGCUGCCGUACUGCCCUGUCGCUAUAACCACACACUGCUUUGUAUCGAUUGAUAUAGCCUUUGUUGUAUGGGCGGUUACGAGUUUCAUAUUCUGCUGAAU